AUGUUUAGGAAAUUACGGAAGUUCGGUUUAGGCUACUGUGAUUUUCAGAGAUUUCCACUUAUAUCAUUCGUGGUGACUAUACUAAUUUCAGUGGGUUACUUCUAUACAUAUCUGAUUUCUGCUGUAUGGUAUGUGUUCUGGCGUUGUCAGGAAACUGGAGACAAAAUUUCCGCCUUGAUCGUAUUUUCCCUUGGUGUUGCCAGUGAGAUUUCCGCUUUCAAAUUGUUGUUCAUGUAUAUUUACAGUGACUCUAUAAGGAACAUCGUGGAAGGCUAUCUUAAUUUAGACGCUAAAACCCGUACGGAAAGCCUGGAUAGCAAAUUAAAGAUUAUCAAAAAACGCGCAACUAUUUACUGGUGUCUUAUAAUUUCUAAUGGAGUCAUGUAUGCCUCUAAACCUCUUCUGCUACCAGGACGACAUCUGAUGGAAGAAAACUUUGAUCUUUUCGGUUUGGACCCAAUACUAGAAUCGCCAAAUUACGAAAUAGCGUUCACAUCCUGUGCUCUAGGAAUUUUCUACACUUGUUACCUGGCUUCAAGCAUCAGCGCGUUCCUUAUAGUCAUCGCGGGGUACACAGAAUCGCAACUCAUUGUUCUUAGCGAGGAAAUAAAGAAUUUAUGGGAUGAUGCCAAGGAACAAAUUAACGGAAAUGAAGAUAGCACUUCAUACACAGAAGACGAAACUAAGCGUUUGAAUAAUAUCAUUAACGACCGACUUAAAAACAUAAUCAUUACACACAAAACCAACAUAGAUCUUAUGAAUGAAGUGAAAAGAGUAUUCAGUGGGUCGAUUCUGGUAGAGUUUCUUCUUGUAAUUACAAGUUUGAUUGCUGAAUUACUUGGAGGAUUGGAGAACACAUAUUUGGAAAUGCCUUACGCGUUGGCACAAUUGACUAUGGAUUGUAUAACUGGACAAAAACUGAUUGAUGCAUGUGAUGUUUUUAACCGAGCCAUUUACGAUAGCAAAUGGGAAAACUUUGAUAGUAAAAAUGCCAAAAUGGUACUAUUGAUGUUGCAAAACUCACAAAAGCCAUUAUCUUUGUCCGCUGGUGGGAUGACUACUCUCAGUUUUGUAUGUCUUAUGUCAAUAUUAAGAAUGAUUUAUUCGGGAUACACCACAUUGCGUAGUACAAUAAAUGAGUAA
Molecule: messenger RNA, 1143 nt
Organism: Pieris napi
Lineage: Eukaryota; Metazoa; Arthropoda; Insecta; Lepidoptera; Pieridae
Gene: Or-39
Product: odorant receptor 67c-like
Exons: 4
Coding region: 1-1143 (380 amino acids)
Biological process (GO): detection of chemical stimulus involved in sensory perception of smell; sensory perception of smell
Cellular component (GO): plasma membrane
Molecular function (GO): olfactory receptor activity; odorant binding
Source: RefSeq, a predicted model, not a curated record